Messenger RNA from Spirodela intermedia, 1263 nucleotides. The record is from the annotation of a GenBank genome assembly. NCBI's taxonomy places the organism in Eukaryota, Viridiplantae, Streptophyta, Magnoliopsida, Alismatales, Araceae.
AUGAGUAUUAGUCUGAUCUUCCAUUCUGUUGCAGUCCGCAGCCAUUCCACUAAUCAGAUAGUCCAUCGCCAUGGUCCUUGCGCAGCCAAGUCGGCUAAAAAACCCACCCACCUUCAAGCUCUCACCCAAGAUUCUCUGCGAGUCGCCUCACUGCAGGAAAUAGUUUCCGGCGUCUCCCGUGGGAACGAUACACUCCUGGAAAGCCAGAUCUCCAUCCCGGCAAAGAGUGGCCUGUACCUCGGCACCGGCAAUUACGUCAUUACCGUCGGUUUUGGCAGCCCAACGAGGAUUCAGACAGUCACCUUCGAUACCGGCAGCAACGUGAACUGGAUCCAGUGCAAGCCGUGCAAUAUAAGCUGCUACGCGCAGCAGGAGCAGUUGUUUGAUCCCGCCCUCUCGUCUACCUAUCGUAAUGUCACCUGCUCAGAUUCCGAGUGCCUCGGACUUAGCAGAAGAGGUUGCUCGGGCGCCACCUGCCUCUAUGGUGUGACCUACGGUGACGGAUCCUCCACCGUUGGAUUUCUUGCCACGGAUACUUUCACGCUUACGUCCACCAACGUGUUUAACAACUUCAUAUUUGGGUGCGGCCAAAAAAACCUGGGGCUGUUUGAGGGGGCCGCCGGGCUGAUCGGGCUCGGACGCAGCCCCUACUCGCUGAAUUCACAGGUGGCCAGCAGCCUGGGCAAUAUCUUUUCCUACUGUCUCCCUUCGACAAGCAGCUCCACCGGCUACCUCAACAUCGGCAAUCCGUUAACAACUACCGUCGGGUACACGCCGAUUCUAACAGAUUCACGCGCGCCUACACUCUACUUCAUUGACCUCAUUGGGAUUACCGUGGGGGGGAUACGGCUUCCAUUGUUGCCGGCCGUCUUUCAAUCUGUCGGGACAAUCAUAGACUCUGGGACGGUGAUCACCCGCCUGCCCCCUCUGGCGUACAGCGCACUUCGGACGGCCUUCCGGGCCGCCAUGACGCAGUACCCACUGGCUCCGGCGGCAAGUAUACUGGACACUUGCUAUGACUUACGUAACGUGGCGACCGUGACAUAUCCGAUAAUCAAGCUACUGUACACCGGUCUCGAGGUGACUCUCCCGGCUACAGGGGUGUUCUACAUCAUCAGCUCUGAACAGGUCUGCCUGGCGUUCGCUGGGAACUCGGACUUCACGCAGAUCGGCAUCAUCGGCAACGCUCAGCAAAGGACGUUUGAGGUGACGCACGACAACAUUGCAAAUAAGAUCGGGUUUUCCGCUGGGGCGUGCAGCUAG